AAACGGUCGUCAAAUCACAUUCUUUAGGUACCUAAACUAGAUUUGUAUGAUCUCAUAAGGAUACCGAUAAGGAAACAUAAAAAAGGGAGGAGAGAGAAGAAGAAAGGAAAAAAAAAAAGGCAGGAAAAAUGCCCCUCGAUACGUCAACCUACAACCUCGCUCUCCUGCGCAUCGACGGCCGCCGAUGGAACGAGCUGCGCCAAUUACGCGGCCAGAUCCGGACGCAAGCCGCCGCUGAUGGCUCCUCGUACCUAGAGAUGGGAAACACCAAGAUCAUGUGCGUGGUCACCGGCCCAAGUGAGGAAGGCAAGCGACGCAACCAAGGCGCGUCUUCCGCCUCCUCGACGUCCGCGUCCGCGACCAACGGCGCGGAUAUCCUCGUUAGCGUCGUCGUGGGCGGGUUUAGCACCGUGGAUAGGAAGAAGAGGGCGAGAAGCGAUAAGCGCAUUCAAGAACUCCAAGCCACCCUCGCCAAAUCUCUCGCCGCGGUCUUACACACGCACCUAUUCCCGCGCUCGACCAUAUCGCUAUCGCUGCACAUCCUCUCCCAAGACGGCAGCCUGCUAGCGUGCCUGAUCAACGCGGCGACGCUCGCGCUCGUCGACGCCGGCGUCCCCAUGACGGACUACCUCGUGGCGUGCAGCGCGGGCAGCACGUCGUCGCACGCGGCGGGCGACGAGCGCGCCGACCCGCUCAUCGACCUGAACAACCAGGAGGAGCAGGAGCUGCCGUUCCUGACUGUCGGUACUCUGGGCGCCUCCGACAAGGUCGUCGUGCUCGUCUGCGAGAGCAGGGUCCAGGUCAGCAGGCUGGAGGGGAUGAUGGUCGCCGCCGCCGACGGCUGCGCGAACAUCCGCUCGUACCUCGAUUCGGUCGUGAGGGAGAAGGGGCACAGGAUGGUGGCUGAGGGCGCGGUGGAGAAGGGUGCUACUAUGGAUAUUGAUGUUUAGGUUAUCGCGAAGGAGUUACGGUUGGUUGGUGGCAUAGCUAGUGUUGAGUACCUAACG
This is a messenger RNA of Daldinia caldariorum, 1007 nucleotides long. Its product is annotated as ribosomal protein S5 domain 2-like protein. The transcript has 2 exons. The coding region runs from base 129 to 950 and encodes 273 amino acids. Gene Ontology annotation, biological process: nuclear mRNA surveillance; poly(A)-dependent snoRNA 3'-end processing; U4 snRNA 3'-end processing. Lineage: Eukaryota; Fungi; Ascomycota; Sordariomycetes; Xylariales; Hypoxylaceae. The record is from RefSeq and is a predicted model, not a curated record. Gene Ontology annotation, cellular component: nuclear exosome (RNase complex); nucleolus; cytoplasmic exosome (RNase complex).